AUGAGGCUGUCACUGCAUUUAGCAGUGGUCAUCCUAGCGGUGUACCACACCUGCAAGGCAGAUCGACCGAAGCGGGCUAUUGAGUUUGGCUCGAACAGAAAUUAUGCGGUGCUAGGCUCACCGAUAUCGGCUCCUCUUGACGAGGACGGCUACUUCUACCCGAAGCCUAAGAUACCAUUCCCACCGCCGCCGCCGCCAACAAGACAGCCACCGCCAACAAGACCACCAGAAGUCAAGACAACUGGCUACAUAUACGAUCGACCUAGUAUUCCUUUUGAACUACCUACUACUCGGAGACCACCUCCUCCUAUAACCAGACCACCUCCUCCUCCUACAACAAGACCACCACCUCCUCCUACCACCAGGCCACCACCACCUCCUACUACUAGGCCACCCCCUCCUCCUACUACCAGGCCACCACCACCUCCUACUACUAGGCCACCACCUCCUCCUACAACCAGGCCACCACCACCUCCCACCCUACGAACAACUAGACCUCCUACAUUUAGCACAAUACUAGACAACUUUAGAACAACAGGGUACACAUAUCCAACCCCAAUUAUUCCAUUUACGUAUCCAACUACAACGAGAAGACCGCCCCCUCCACCAACAACAAGACCACCGCCACCUCCUCCACCACCAACAACAAGACCACCUCCUCCUCCACCACCGCCAACAACAAGACCACCGCCACCCCCAACGACAAGACCGCCACCGCCUCCUCCCCCAAGAACAACAAGACCUCCUACAUUUAGCACAAUUAUAGAUAAUUUUAGAACAACAGGGUACACAUAUCCAACCCCAGUAAUACCCUUUACUUAUCCAACUACUACUAGAAGACCUCCGCCUCCACCAUUGAAACCAUCAACUUAUUUACCACCCCCUCCACCACCGACAACAAGACGUCCUCCACCACCACCGCCUCCAACAACAAGACCUCCACCACCACCGCGAACAACCAGACCACCUCCCCCUCCACCACCACCAACAACAAGACCCCCACCUCCACCACCUACAACAAGACCUCCACCACCACCGACAACAAGAAGGCCAUCACCUCCUCCAACCCUACGAACAACCAGACCUCCCACAUUUAGCACAAUCAUAGAUAACUUUAGAACAACGGGAUACACAUAUCCAACUCCAAUUAUACCAUUUACAUAUCCAACUACAACGAGGAGACCACCCCCUCCACCAACAAAACCAGCAACAUACUUACCACCACCUCCACCAUCAACAAGACCACCGCCACCACCUCCGCCACCAACAACUAGACCACCUCCCCCACCACCACCGCCAACAACAAGACGAACGCCGCCACCACCGCCACCAACGACAACUAGAAGACCUCCACCACCGCCACCACCGACAACAAGAAGACCUCCAGUCACAAGACCACCACCCACUUACAGUACUAUAAUAGAUAAUUUUAGAACUACUGGUUAUACAUAUCCCACUCCAAUAGUUCCUUUUACAUACCCAACAACUACGAGGCGGCCACCACCUCCACCCACCACAACGAGGAGACCACCACCUCCCCCUCCCCCACGAACAACGAGACCUCCCACAUAUAGUACAUUUUUACCCGUCACAUAUCAAACCACAACAAGACGACCUCCGCCACCGCCACCACCACCAACAAGAAGACCAACCUAUUUACCACCACCACCACCAACUCCACCACCGACAAGACCUCCGCCACCACCACCGCCAACAACAAGACCACCUCCGCCGCCUCCACCACCAACAAGACCACCAACCUAUUUACCACCACCACCACCAACUCCACCACCGACAAGACCUCCGCCACCACCACCGCCAACAACAAGACCACCUCCACCGCCUCCACCACCAACACGACCACCUACCUAUUUACCGCCACCACCACCAACUCCACCGCCGACAAGGCCCCCGCCGCCACCACCACCGCCAACAACAAGACCACCUCCACCGCCUCCACCACCUACAACGAGACCACCUCCCCCACCACCCCCUCCACCUACAAGACCACCUACUUAUUUACCACCACCACCACCAACUCCACCCCCAACAAGACCACCCACACCGAAAACGACAGGCUACGAAUACCCUACACCAAAUAUACCAUUCAUUUUGCCUACUACUACUAGACGUCCUACACAACCCCCUAUCUACAUCCCUCCCCAAACAACUAGGCGACCUACACAACCCCCUAUCUACAUCCCUCCUCAAACAACUAGGCGACCUACACAACCCCCUAUCUACAUCCCUCCUCAAACAACUAGGCGACCUACACAACCCCCUGUCUAUAUCCCCCCUAAGACAACAAUCACUGUGUUUACGACUCGACCCCCUUUUAUUGAGGACAAGGGAUACUUUUACGAUAGACCGCUAGUUCCAUUUGUCUUCUAG
Molecule: messenger RNA, 2391 nt
Organism: Arctia plantaginis
Lineage: Eukaryota; Metazoa; Arthropoda; Insecta; Lepidoptera; Erebidae
Source: the annotation of a GenBank genome assembly